Penicillium chermesinum is the source of this 1041-nucleotide messenger RNA. RefSeq names its product D-mandelate dehydrogenase-like dehydrogenase. Lineage: Eukaryota; Fungi; Ascomycota; Eurotiomycetes; Eurotiales; Aspergillaceae. Gene Ontology annotation, molecular function: hydroxypyruvate reductase [NAD(P)H] activity; glyoxylate reductase (NADPH) activity; NAD binding. The coding region runs from base 1 to 1041 and encodes 346 amino acids. The record is from RefSeq and is a predicted model, not a curated record. Gene Ontology annotation, cellular component: cytosol. The transcript has 2 exons.
AUGGGUAAACCAAUUGUGCUGCACUUGGGGGACGACAUCCGCUGGAACCAUGAACUUUACGCCAAAUUCAGCGAGCAAUUCGAGGUGCGCCGGUCGUACAGCUUGCCGCGCCCGGACUUCAUCCGCGCCCUGCAGGACCGCAAAUUUGGAGACUUUGUGGCCAUGUACCGACCUUUCUGGAAUACCGGGGGAGAGAUGGGCAACUGGGAUGAGGAACUGAUCUCGCUACUGCCGUCUUCGUGUAAGAUCUACGCCAGCGCGGGCGCUGGGUUUGAUUGGGUGGACACUGCUAGCCUGGCCAAGAGAGGUAUCAUCUACUGCAAUGCUGCGGCCGCGUGCACCGAGUCAGUUGCCGACGCGGCCCUUUGGCUGGUAAUCUCCACCUUUCGUCUCUUCUCAUGGUCCGCCAUGGCUGCCCGCACAGCUGAUGUCGACAAGUUUGUCGCCGCGAACCGGAACCUGGCCAUGGUGUCCCAAAACCCGAAGGGCCACACCCUGGGGAUCAUUGGCUUUGGCCAGAUCGGUCGCCGGGCGGCUGAAAAGGCAUACAAGGCCCUAGACAUGAACAUCCUCUAUCACGAUCUCGUCAAGAUGCCGCAACAGCUGGAAGAUGUAUCUAAGGCCACUUUUCACAAGUCCAUGGAGACGCUCCUCGCGGAGUCCGACUGCGUGGUGGUGGCGACUCCGUUCAGCGGCGAGACUCUGUUGGACGCCUCACUUCUAUCGAAGCUGAAGCGCGGAGCUCGGAUCGUGAAUAUUGCCCGGGGGAAACUCCUGGACGAGACGGCCUUGAUCGACGCGUUGAAGAGCGGGCAGCUUUCUGCAGCGGGUCUGGACGUGCACUUCAACGAACCUCAGGUGAACCGUGAACUGGCCGCGAUGAAAAAUGUGGAAGUCAUGUCUCAUAACGCAGGGGCUUCUCUGGACUCGCAUAUCGGGUUUGAGCGCUUGGGUAUGGAAAACAUCCUAUCAUUCCAACAGACCGGUAAGGCGCUCACCCCAGUGAAUGCGCAGCUCGUAGCCAAGGCCUAUAAGCUUUGA